AGUCUUCGUUGUUUCGAUCUCAGACGCGGAUCUCAAGAAUGAUUUCGAAUUCCUUCGGAUACGAUAACAGUCAAAUUUGUAAAUUUUACUUACAUAAUGAAUCAUCUCGUUUAGAAAACCCGUGAUGAUUGCGUGAAAUGGAAGAAUCGUAAACCGCAGUUAUAAUCCAAUUAACAAGAGGAUAUUUCCCGCUUGUACUUCAAUAAUAUAUCUAGCAGGAAGCUGUUCGUGAUUAAUUCGUUUCUUUAGUUUAAUUACUUCCAGAAUUUUGUUGAGUGACAGCGACGAUAUGCAGUCAAUACUGUUAAUAUUAAUAUUUUCAGUUAUUUUUGAUGGAUUUUUUGUCAUUGCAAAUAUCACAAUGUGCUUGAAUAAUUUAUCCGUGAAUAUUACGAAAGGAGUCGAAGACGGUAUUACGAUGGAUGGGGUUCGGUACGAAGACGAAAAUUAUCUAAAAAUUGAGAACGAAACUUUGAGUUGUGUUUGUAACAUUAAAAUGUGUAUUCGAAAGUGUUGUAACGAGAAUGAAAGUAUGUUUCACAAGUGCGAAUUAACUCGUAACAAUCGAUUGAAUAUUUCUUUUUAUGAUAUAACUGUGAAGAAUGACAGCGUGCACUUACGGGAUUUUCACAUGGUGUACGGAUACAAGUGUCCGGCGGGGUUUAUUGCUGCAAGGAGUUUGGGAAAUAUUUACGUGCAAACUAACGGAUCUCUUUUUUAUACUGAAGAAAAUUAUCAACAUCUUUACGAUAUUCAAAAUUACUGUAUCGAUGAUUUUAAUGGAUCGACUUCCGCUUUAUUAUGUGAACCUGAUGUAGUUGUUAAAACAAAGUAUUAUGUUAAAGUUAAUGGAAUGAUAAUAUCGAUGCCUUUUCUUCUGGCCACGUUCCUGGUGUACCUGAUUUUACCUGAAAGAAACUUACAUAGAAAAGCCUUGAUGUCUUACGUAUUCACCUUACUGGCUGCGUAUAUUACUUUGGUUACCAUUCAAAUGUAUCCGUAUCAAUUCAAACCUGUGCCAUGUCAAAUUUUGGGAUAUUGUAUCAUAUUUUUCUUCCUGGUGUCCUUCUUUUGGAUGAAUGUUAUGUGCAUAGACAUGUGGCUAGCUUUCAGUGGAAUGCGAACAGUGAUGUCAAAGAAAUAUGCUGAAAGAAAAAGAUUCAUUAUUUAUUGUAUUUACGCUUGGGGUACGCCCAUAAUCCACGUGGGAAUAGUUUUAUUAUUGAAUACACAUUCACCCCCAGACGCCGACUAUUAUCCAAAGAUUGGGGACCCCAGAUGCUUUUUAGGAGACGGAAUGCCGACGUUCUAUUAUUUUUAUCUACCGAUGGCCAUCAUCAUCGGCAUUAACAUUGUUUUCUUCAUUUUGACCACCGUACGAAUUCAACAAAUUAAAAAAGAAACAUCGAUGCUGAAACAAACAGAAAGCAAAAAAUCAUACGAAGAUGAUAAACAAAAGUUUAACCUGUACUUAAAACUGAUGUUUGCAAUGGGUAUCAAUUGGAUUAUGGAGUUAAUAUCAUGGACAGUCGAGAAAUUGUUACGUGACACUCCUACGUUUAUUUGGUAUUUGUCUGACUUUACUAAUGCCAUGUACGGAGUUCUUAUUUUCGUUAUAUUUGUCUUUAAAAAGAAGAUUUGGCAAUCGUUGAAGAAGAGAUACUAUGUAUUUAUUGGUAAACCGCAUCUUGCCCACUCUUUUACUACGUCAUCAGCUCGCGGUACCCGGGCAAGUAAUUAUUCGACUACUGAUACCGCCGUCAGUACUGAUUACCGUCUCAAUGAUAUGAAGAGGAUCCCAGAAGAGUCAGCACUUAACAGAACUUGAAGCUGAAAAAUAUGUUUGUUCUAUGUGCCAUUUAUGUUCCGGAGCUAUAUUGCACCAAAGAUAAUAAUAGUUGUAACUUUAGUAAAUAGGUAAACACAAUUUUGGUUUCAAUUAUUAUCCUAUAUAACAACUAGAAUAAAAUUUACACUACAAAUGAAAUAAAUUGAGUAUCUACACAAAAUUUGGUUGGAAAAACGGCAUAAAAUUGGAGUACGAAAAGAUAUAAAUAAAUAAUUAGUGCGGAAAGAAAAUCGAAAUAAAUUGCUUGUUGAUCAAAUUUUUUGCUUAAAUAUUAUAAGUUUUAUUGAAACGAAAUAAAUUAUUGUUAAUAAAA
This is a messenger RNA of Diorhabda sublineata, 2162 nucleotides long. Its product is annotated as G-protein coupled receptor Mth2-like. The coding region runs from base 290 to 1828 and encodes 512 amino acids. The transcript has 7 exons. Gene Ontology annotation, biological process: cell surface receptor signaling pathway; G protein-coupled receptor signaling pathway. Lineage: Eukaryota; Metazoa; Arthropoda; Insecta; Coleoptera; Chrysomelidae. Gene Ontology annotation, cellular component: membrane. Gene Ontology annotation, molecular function: G protein-coupled receptor activity. The record is from RefSeq and is a predicted model, not a curated record.